This is a messenger RNA of Centropristis striata (black sea bass), 7334 nucleotides long. RefSeq names its product A kinase (PRKA) anchor protein 17A (gene akap17a). The record is from RefSeq and is a predicted model, not a curated record. Lineage: Eukaryota; Metazoa; Chordata; Actinopteri; Perciformes; Serranidae. The coding region runs from base 127 to 2196 and encodes 689 amino acids. The transcript is spliced from 7 exons.
UCAGAGGUCAUGUAGCUGCUUGGUGUGUUAAUGGCUGUUUCCUGCUCUGUUUGUCUCUCCAGGAACCAAUAACGGUACUAUCAGUUCCUGGUUGUUUUCUGUGUGUUUGUGCCGGGAGGCUGACUGAUGUUAGCUUCCCAGAUGUCUGCCACAAUGACCACCAUCGUCCAUGACACUGCCGAGGCGGUGUGUCUCUCCUCGGAGUACAACCUCUACCUCAAACCCAUCGCCAAGAUCACCAUCAGCGUGGCUCUGCCCCAGCUCAAGCUGCCGGGAAAGAGCAUCUCCAACUGGGAGGUGAUGGAGCGGGUGAAGGCCAUGGUGGCUCCGGAGCAGUUCUCCGCCCUGCGGAUCUCCAAGAGCACCAUGGACUUCAUCCGCUUCGAGGGCGAGGUGGAGAACAAGACGGUGGUGAAGAGCCUGCUGGGCCGCCUGGACGCCAAGAGCAUCAAACUGAGUGGAUUCACUGACGUUCUGAAGGUUCGUGCAGUAGAGAACAAAGUCGACUUCCCCACUCGUCACGACUGGGACUCAUUCUUCCGGGACGCUAAGGACAUGAACGAGACUCUGCCUGGAGAGAGACCUGACACCAUCCACCUGGAGGGACUGCCCUGCCGCUGGUUCAGCCAGAAGGACAGCCCGUUCCCUGAUCGGCCGUCUGAAGACGUCCUCAUCGCAGUCUUCCAGUCCUUCGGCAAGGUGCGUAACGUGGACAUCCCGAUGCUGGACCCGUACCGAGAAGAGAUGCUGGACAAGAACUUCAACACGUUUAGUUUCGGAGGCCAUCUGAACUUCGAGGCGUACGUCCAGUACCAGGAGUACUGCGGCUUCACCAAGGCCAUGGACACCAUGCGCAGCAUGAAGCUGAUGCUGAAGGGAGACGACGGCAAGGCCGUGGCCUGCAACAUCAAGGUGACUUUUGACACCAGCAAGCACCUGAGUGAGUUGGCCCUGAAGAGGAGGAGUCUGGAGAGGAUGAAGCUGCAGGAGCUGGAGAGGCAGAGGGAGGAGCAGAAACGGAGGGAGAAGGAGGAGGAGGAGCGGCGCAAGGAGGAGGAGAGGAAACAGAAGGAGCAGGAGGAGGAGGAGAAGGAGAGGAGGAAGGAGGAGCGGAUACGGAAGCGAGAGCAGAAGCUGCGGGAGCGAGAGGAGAGGAGGAACCUGAAGAAGGUGAGGAGGCAGCAGGAGGAGGAGCAGAAGAAGCUGCAGAUGAAGAUCGCCAUGGAGGAGAGGAGGCUGCUGCUGGCGCAGCGCAACCUGGAGUCCAUCAGGCUGAUCGCUGAGCUGCUGGCCAGAGCCAAGGCCCUGAAGCAGCAGCAGCAGGAGAAGGAAAGGGCAGAACGGGAGGAGCAGGAGAGGCAGGAGCAGGCUCGCCAGAAGGAGGAACUGGCUCGUCUCCAGCAGCUGGAGGCCUGCAGACGGCAGCAGGAGGAGGAGCUCCGCAGGGUGGAGGUGGAGAAGGACCGGGCGCUGGAGCUCCAGCGGCGCGAGAAGGAGCUGAGGGAGAAACUCCUCUGCAACCUGCUGAAGAAGGGCAGCAGCAAGACCUCCAGAUCUCCUGGCUCCCAGGAGCAGGCCGGCCCCGUAGGGAGCGAGGAGGCCCCGGAGCCCGGAGGAGACGACGUGAUGCUGGGGGUCCUGGGCCGCAUGUACGGAGUAAAGGAGGAGAAACAGGCCUCCAAAUCUGGCGUGAACUCCCAAGUUUUGGGCAAAAACAGAGCGGCGGACGAGAGGAGAGGAGUGGAGGACAGAAAGAAAGAGCGGGAGGGGAGGAGGGAGGAGGCGCUGAGGGAGCGAGCCAGAGACCACCGCCCCCACAGAGAGAGGAGCUCCCACAGCCGGGGCAGGAGGAGGAGGCGCUCCCACAGCUACAGCAGCAGCAGCAGGAGGAGAAGGAGCUCCAGUCACCGGAGGAGGAGCCCCAGAAGGAGCCUGAGUCACCAGGGCAGGAGGAGGCGCAGCCACAGCCACGGCAGCAGGAGCACCAGCUCCAGCCGGGACAGGAGCAGGAGCAGCAGCGGGAGGAGUCACAGCCGAGGGAGGAGGAGCAGCAGGCACCGUAGAUACAGCAGAGGGAGGAGCAACAGCCACUACAGAUACAAGAGACACAGCACCAGCAGAGAGAGGAGCAGAGAGAGGAGCAGAGAGAGGAGCAGAGAGAGGAGCAGAGAGAGGAGCAGCUCCAGACGACGCUAACAGCAACAAUAGCACCAGUUUAGGAAAUUCCCACUUUCUGAGCUGACACCUGAAGUGCAACCAGUUCCACACUGCAAAAAAAGGUCUAAAAACCAGAUCAAACAGUAAAUCUGAGGGAAAUGAUCUCGCUGCAUGGACAGAUAAUUUACCUUGACAAGAUUUAUUAAAUUAAGAUUAUUAAAUCUAGAAGACAAGAUAAACAAAGUAAUAAAACUCUAUAUACUAUCUUGGUAAGAAACAAAUCAGGUCACUCUGCUCGGGCCAGUUCAUCACUGCUGGCAGCUUUCAUUUAUCUGGUUUUAAGAAUUAAUUUCUUAUUCUUCUGACAUUUUUUUUUCUGUUUUUCUGACAAUUUUUUUUCUGUUUUUCUGACAAUUUUUUUUCUGUUUUUCUGACAAUUUUUUUUCAGGUUUUCUGACAAUUUUUUUCAGUUUUUCUGACAAUUUUUUUUCAGUUUUUCUGACAAUUUUUUUUCAGUUUUUCUGACAUUUUUUUUUCUGUUUUUCUGACAAUUUUUUUUCUGGUUUUCUGACAUUUUUUUCUGUUUUUCUGACUAUUUUUUCAGUUUUUUAUUAAAUCUAGAAACAAGCAUGUUGAACGCUUAAAAUGAGAAAUUAACUCUUAAAACCAGAUCAAUUAUCUAACACUUCUAAAUCUAAAGUUUUUUUUUUUUUUAUCUUGGUAGAAACAAAUACUUAAUAAUUUAUCUUAUUUUAAGAGUUAAUUUCUUAUUUUAAGCGUUCAACAUGCUUAUUUCUAGAUUUAAUAAUCUUAAUUUAAUAAAUCUUGUCAAGGUAAAUUAUCUGUCCAUGCAGCAAGAUCAUUUCCCUCAGAUUUACUGUUUGAUCUGGUUUUUAGACACAACUUUUUUUGCAGUGCAGUAGAAUAAUAGAUAUUUUUGCCCCCUUAGUUAAGUAAUGUGACAUUGCAGCAAAUGGCUUUCUCUAGAAUAGGGCAGAUUGGCAACAAAAAGCAAAAUAAUUUGGUUACAGCUCCACAGAAUAAAGUAAAUCAGCAUAUGUCUGUAUCUCCUGUGGUGUGUUUAAGGCAUGUAAAGUGUUGCAGUUGAUUCUAGGGAGUUGCUUUUAGCUUUUAUUUGAUUUUUUUAAGAUGUUUUUUUGGCCAUUUAUUGAUAGAGACAGAGUGAAGGGGGAGACAGACCGGGAUUCGAACCCGGGCCUCCCGCUUAAAGGAACACCACCGUUUUUUCAUAUUAAAACAUAUUAUUGGGUCAAGUAAGACGAGUUGAUACAGACCUCUUGCGUCUCAAUGCGUGCACUCAAUCGCCCUGGCGCGCGGCUCCACUUGGCUAGCACUUAGCUUAGCCCAGUUCAUUCAUUAGGAUCCAAACAGAUGGACAGUUAGAAGCGACCAAACUCCUCCACGUUUUCCCUAUUUAAAUACAGCUACACGAGUAGUUAAACGACCAAGUAUGGCCACACAAAAUAAAACGUGGCGCUUUUCUAAGCGGAUAAAAAGGAGAACUAUAAUGUAUGGCGGAAUAGCACUUGGGAGCACUUCGACUCGGCGCAGUAAUAUCAUCACUCCUGAGGGGAGAAGAUUUUUCAGGGUCAACUACUCGUGUAGCUGUAUUUAAAUAGGGAAAACGUGGAGGAGUUUGGUCUCUUCUAACUGUCCAUCUGUUUGGAUCCUAAUGAAUGAACUGGGCUAAGCUAAGUGCUAGCCAAGUGGCGCCGCGCGCCAGGGCGAUUGAGUGCACGCAUUGAGACGCAAGAGGUCUGUAUCAACUCGUCUUACUUGACCGAAUAACAUGUUUUAAUAUGAAAAAACGGUGGAGUGUUCCUUUAAGGACAGUGCCUCUAUGGUACGCGCUCUACCAGAUGGGACGCCCCUAGCUUUUAGCUUAUAGCUUUUUUUAAUUUCCCUCGUACUUCAUCCUGUUGGAUUCAAGCUGCUGACAACUGUUAUUUUCUCAACAUGUUUAAUGUGUUUAACACCAACUUCAUGGUGUGAAACACCAGAUGUACUGUAUGGUUUCUAGAGUAUUAUUCUUUGCCAUGUGUGAAAGACAUUGUUUCAACUGAAGUCCACUAAAACUUUAACAGACAAUAGAAUAAUUUGAUUCUUAAUGUGUGAUUUAAAGGCUGAUAUCAUGGACAGACCAAAUAUCUGCUGAUCUACAUUUUCUGCAAGCAAGUUGUCUUUGCAUGAACGAGAGUGAGUUCUAGAAAGUGCAGAGAACAAAUUGUUGUUGAUAUUUUGAGCCUUCAGAAAAUAAAAAAAACAGCCUUGUGUACUGACAUGUAUUAGCAUGAAACGUUCAGUCCUCAUGGAGGCUGUUGUUGUUGUUGUUGUGGGUGAAUUAUAGGAGGACUAGAGGCUGCUGUUCAAUACUAAUGUGAAUUAUCCACACUGCAAAAAAGGUAAAAGGUGUGUCUAAAAACCAGAUCAAACAGUAAAUCUGAGGGAAAUGAUCUUGCUGCAUGGACAGAUAAUUUACCUUGAUAAGAUUUAUUAAAUUCAGAUUAUUAAAUCUAGAAAUAAGCAUGUUGAACACUUAAAAUAAUAAAUUCACUCUUAAAACCAGAUAAAUUAAAGCUGCCAGCAGUGAUGAACUGGCCCGAGCAGAGUGACCUGAGGAUUAUUUGGUUCUUAUCAAGAUUAAAAAAAAACUUUGACAGACACAAAUUGACCAAAAAAAGACACAAAAUAAUUAAAAAAAAACACAAAAGUACCAAAAUUAUAUGUAAAAAUGUAUAGAAAAGGCACGAAUUGACCAAAAAAGACACAAAAUGAACAAAAAAGACAAACUGACGAUGUAAAAAUGACCACUAAAAAGACACAAUGAUGAAAUUAACUCUUAAAACAAGAUACAUUAUUUAACACUUCUAAAUCUAAAGUUUUUUUUUUUAUCUAGGUAAGAACCAAAUAAUUUGCAGUGCACUCUGCUCGGGCUAAAAAUGGAAAUUUUAAAUUAAAAAGUCAUAGUUUUUAGAUAAAAAUAAGUUGAAAUAAUGAGAUAAAGUCAUAAUUAUGUGAUAAAAGUUGAAAUGAGAUAAAAAGUCAUAAUUUUGAGAUAAAAAAAUUAAAAUAAUGAGAUAAAAAAAAAAGUCAUACUUAUGAGAUAAAAAGUUGAAGUCAUAAAAUUAACUCUUGAAACAAGAUAAAUAAUCUAACACUUCUAAAUGUAAAGUUUUUUUUAUCUUGGUAAGAACCAAAUAAUCAUCAGGUCACUCUGCUCGGGCCAGUUCAUCACUGCUGGCAGCUUUACUUUAUCUGGUUUUAAGAGUUAAUUUAUUAUGGUGUCUUUUUAGUGGUCAUUGUUACAUCUAUUUUUGGUAAUUUCACAUCUUUUUUGUUCAUUUUGUGUCUUUUUAAUGGUCAUUAUAUGUCUUUUUUGGUCAAUUUGUGUCCUUUUUUUGUCAAUUUGUGUCUUUUUUUGUGUGUUUUACAUAUAUUUUUGGUAAUUGUGUGUCUUUUUUGGUAAUUUUGUGACUAAAAGAAGAUGUAAAAAGACACAAAAUGACCCAAAAGAGACACAAAAAGACAUAAAAAAGACCAAAAUAAAAGGCACAAAAAAGACCAAACAAAAAAUGACACAAAAAAGACAAAAAGGCAUAAAACUACCAAAAAAAGAAACAAAAGAUGUAAAAUGACCAAAAAAGACAUAAAAAGACAAAAGAAAACCACCCAAAAAAAGACACAAAAGAGUUAAAAUCGCCAAACAAGACACAAAAAGUUUUUAUUUUAUUUUUGUAAGAACCAAAUAAUCAUCAGGUCACUCUGCUCGGGCCAGUUCAUCACUGCUGGCAGCUUUAUUUUAUCUGGUUUUAAGAGUUAAUUUCUUAUUUUAAGUGUUCAACAUGCUUAUUUCUAGAUUUAAUAAUCUUAAUUUAAUAAAUCUUGUCAAGGUAAAUUAUCUGCAGCAAGAUCAUUUCCCUCAGAUUUACUGUUUGAUCUGGUUUUUAGACUAAACAUCUUUUUUACAGCGUACAGACCAUAGACCUCUAUGAGCAGACUGACCUGCUAAGUGAUUUUAUUAGCUGCCUGAAAUACUUGUUGGGAUAUUUCUUCAGUAUUUGCUGCGAUUCUGAUAAGCAGCUCAGAGAAUUAACAGACUGACCUACAGAGUCUAACUGCAGUAACUAGUAAAGGGUUAAACUGAGAAAAAACUACUUUCAAGUUUUUAAUUUCAACGUUUUUAACUGGCCAACCAAAUUAGUUUUAUGUAGAUUAGAAGUGAUAUGACACAUAUUUCUACAUGUUUUGAUGAUGUCAUUUAUAAGCUCAAAAAUUGUGAUGAUUUAUUUGACCUUUGACCCCAAAAAUGUAGUUACUGCGAGUGCAGUAACUAUAAUGUUGUUGUCUUCUUUCAGCUUUUAUAAUUUGUUUUCAGUGAAUAAACAUUUUCAAAUUGAUUUUGUUUAUAAGAGUAUUUAAAAAUCUAUUCAAAGACUUGUUUUUUUCAGACUUAACAUUAUAAAGUAAUAUUAUAUUUUAAUCUUAAUGUCAUUUUUAUCUCACUUUUUACUUAUAAUAAUUUCAAAUAAACGUAUAAUUUCUAUUAUUUUCAUGUUUAAAUUCAUAUAUAUAUCCAAAGCAGACUGUGGUAAGUGCAAUUACUGCUUGGUUUUGAGUUGGAUUUUGUGGCUUUUAUGUCAUUAUUUCUCUGAAAUAAAGCAAAAUUGAAAUCUAAAACUUUGUCACAAGAUAAAACCAACAUCAAGGAGUUCAUUUUUAGUUAUAAAAUCAAUUUUGACCGAAAAUGUAGUUACUGCAGUUAGACUUUGUAGGACAAAACAGACCUGAGGUUGAGCUUGUUUAAAUGACUGAAUGUUUGGAAGAAGUUUGUGAAUUUAAAUUUGAGACCCGACUCUGCAAGAAUUUAUGUCAUAUUCUUUAAGAGUUUUCAAGAGAAGUCUGGGUCAAAGUUUCAUUGUUUUAGAAAACCAGCUUCUGUGAUUCAAACCAAGUAAAAAAAAAAAAGACACUAGGUUAAAACUCCUGAGUUGUGUCGUGCAGGAUUUAUUUGUUUCCAGAAGUCACUGAACACCAAUAUUUUUUUUUGUGCCACUGCUAUGUCGACUCUGUUACUGUCAUGUGAACUGUAUGCUCAUGAUCUACUCCAGCAUGUCUUGCCUACAUGCAAAAAUAAAAGAUCAACCUGUAAAGUUUAA